Baudoinia panamericana UAMH 10762 is the source of this 1836-nucleotide messenger RNA. RefSeq lists its product as uncharacterized. The record is from RefSeq and is a predicted model, not a curated record. NCBI's taxonomy places the organism in Eukaryota, Fungi, Ascomycota, Dothideomycetes, Mycosphaerellales, Teratosphaeriaceae. The transcript has 2 exons. The coding region runs from base 184 to 1752 and encodes 522 amino acids.
UUUCUCCGCCGCCUCGGUACUGCAACACCCAGCAUAGAAUUCGUCUGCCAGCCACGGCCGUAUACAUGACAGUGGCUGAGAUGGAAUCUCCUUGCUGAGUAUGAGCAUUCUCUCUCGGCGUAUCGAUCAGUCUCCUCUCGCCUUCCGCUUCUCAUCAUACGCUCCUAGUUCGUCAGUGCGAAGAUGAGAAGACAAUGCAUAUACAACCUCCUACUUUUGCUGCCAUCAGCGCUAUGCCACAUGGAAAUGAGCUGGCCAUACCCGUUCCGCAGCAAAUAUGAUCCUGCAAACAAUUACGAGAACAUAGACUACAGCAUGACUUCGCCGCUGGAUGCGGACGGAUCGGAUUUUCCUUGCAAAGGCUAUCAAAAUGAUGAAUCCACAAGGUCGCCGAUCGCAUACAUUGCAGGCUCAACGUACAACGUGACUCUGGCAGGAUCGGCGGCGCACGGCGGCGGGUCAUGUCAGCUGUCCCUAUCGUAUGACAACGGGGCUACCUUCCGAGUGGUCAAAAGCAUGAUUGGGGGCUGUCCGCUCACAUCGACGUACGAUCUCACCAUUCCAGCAUAUGCUCCAGCCGGAGCCGCACUUCUGGCAUGGACAUGGCAGAACUACGAAGGCAAUCGCGAGUUCUACAUGAACUGCGCCGCAAUACGCAUCACAAGACAGAUUCCAAGCCUUAGAAGGCGAAAAGCGUUCAGGAGCUUCGAGAGCCUGCCAUACAUCUGGCGGACUAACCUUGCAGGCCUCAACAACUGUACCACGGCGGCCGAGCAGCCACCGAGCGAUACAGUGGUGUAUCCGAAUCCCGGACCUGACGUACAGUACGGCGGAGGCAUCAACAGCUCGAGUCCAGCAACGCAAGGUGACUGUGACUUACCGAUGCCUUACGGGCAGACAUACCAUCACGACAGCAACAGUGCCUCCGAGCCUGUCGCGGAGGCUAGUGACCCUGCAGAGCAUACCGCUGCGAGUAGUCAAACUUCCUCAUUAAACCCAUCCCAAGCGGAGGCUCCGGCCGCACAGUCACGAAGCGCAGGUACGGCGUCUACCACGGGUUUCAUGCUUCGUCAACGGCCGGUAUUGACGUACGAUUACUCUCCUCCAACGACCAUCACAGUAAUCGUGGAGUGCCCAUCGGUGAUCACCAUCACCACAACAGUCACUCCUGGCACCUCGACAGUGACACAGACGGCUGUGCCUGAUCACACCACAACAAUCGGAGUCGUAAUUACUGCUAGUGAAAGCCCCGUUGCUGAGCCUUCGUCGGCACCCACAUCUGACAACAACAGCUCCUCCAACAACAACCGACCCGUUAACCAGCCUCCCUACGCCACUGGAGAUCUAAGUGCUUAUCUCCCUUGCGUUCCCGGCACGUUCAUAUGUAGCAACAGCACAACCUUCUAUACCUGCGACUACAACGACGGCUCCGAUCCAUCAAGGCCCUCCAACGCAUACAUCUACGACUACCCGCGUACUGUUGCUGCCGGGAUGGAAUGUCUUCCCUACUACUCGCCUUAUGCUAGCGAUACCACGCAGUAUGCGCAGCAACCUACUUGUCCGCAAGGCUAUUGUAGGGAUGACAGGUAUGUCCGGUAUCGACCGGACGGUGACUGCAGCGAGAACGGGAGCAUUAUGUGUACGGAUGGGGGGCAAAUGUUCGAUAUGUGUGAUCAAGGCGGGUGGGUACAGAUGGGCUCGGUUGCGGCAGGCACGACGUGUGAGAACGGAGAGAUGGUCGCCAGCAGCUAAUGAUGACAGAGCAUGAGUUCGUCUACAGUUCACGCAUUGCUAACUCUUUCCUGGUAUCGUUCGUGGAGAACAUAUUUGAGUCGA